Messenger RNA from Hibiscus syriacus, 1211 nucleotides. RefSeq names its product 40S ribosomal protein S17-like. Gene Ontology annotation, biological process: translation. The transcript has a single exon. Lineage: Eukaryota; Viridiplantae; Streptophyta; Magnoliopsida; Malvales; Malvaceae. The record is from RefSeq and is a predicted model, not a curated record. Gene Ontology annotation, molecular function: structural constituent of ribosome. Bases 376 to 909 code for a protein of 177 amino acids. Gene Ontology annotation, cellular component: ribosome.
CUAAUUGGCCAACAAAGCCACCGAAAAAUUAGGAGAGCACUUCCUAUUUUGUUUUCAUUUAAAAUGGAGUCUAAGGUUUCUCUGAUGAGGGGGGGAGACCAAGUGCAGUUUCGUUGAGAAAAAAACUGGAAAUUUCCCAUUUGUUUUAAAUUUUAUUUCUCUUCCGAUCGUAUUCCUUCUUCACCUCUCUCAUAAUUUUGGCGAGCCGCGAUUCUGGGACAGGUUCUCAUCAGAAAUCAGAAGUGAACUGUAAAACUGUUUUACAAGGUCGAAAAUUUGAUGGAGCAGUCACCGUUUCUUAAACUGAAGCACUGACAAUGGUGGGCUUUGGCGGCAAUCAACAUUUUCUUCCUCAUUGUUGGCCAAGCUGGAGAAAUGGUAUAUCAAAGUUUGAGUUUUUUUUUGAAGAAGAUAAAGAGGGAGAAACAUGGAGCUUCCGGGGCUACCAUGGGUCGACGCAAUCAAGUCCUUCAAGUUGUCGUUUCUGCUCUUCAAUCCUUUGGAACAGUGAAGAAGUCUUCCCGUCAGGUGAUCGAGCGGAACUACUCUCGCAUGACGCUCGAUUUCCACACCAACAAGAAGAUCAUCGAAGAAGUCUCCAUCAUCCCAUCCAAGAGGCUCCGCAACAAGAUCGCCGGGUUCUCCACCCAUUUGAUGAAACGAAUUCAGAGGGGUCUCGUUCGCGGCAUUUCCCUUAAACUCCAAGAGGAAGAGCGUGAGCGUCGCAUGGAUUUCGUCUCCGAUGAAUCUGCUAUCAAGGUCGACCAAAUCGAAGUCGAUAAGGAAACGCUCGAUAUGCUUUUGGUUCUUGGGAUGGUUGAUAUCCCUGGUCUCGUUAAGGUUGACCCGGUGGAUGUCGUUCCUCAAAUCGGGUUCGGCCGCGGUGGUGGACCCGGUAGGAGGUUUUAAGCGAUGCCUAUUCGAUCUCGUUCAUCGGCUGCAGCAAGCUAAACGACCCUAAAGUAGACCAGAACCCUCCAUUUUCCUUCUCUAACAUUCGAUCCAGCAACUCACCGUGCACUCAAUGACUCGGUUGUUCAUCAGGACGUGUCAUCGACAAUAGCUUUCAAGGAUGCUAAGCAAGAGAAAACUGACAUUAUUAAUAGCAAUCUCAGCCUUUCUCUUAAAUAAAUAAUAAAGCCCACGUGAGUUGUGGGAUGUGAAGGAUGCCAAAAAGGCUAUUCAGAGGGAUGGCAAGAUGGUGCUACAAC